Molecule: messenger RNA, 396 nt
Organism: Rotaria sordida
Lineage: Eukaryota; Metazoa; Rotifera; Eurotatoria; Philodinida; Philodinidae
Source: the annotation of a GenBank genome assembly
AUGGCAAUACGUAUUUUAGUUGGUGUUAAACGUGCUAUUGAUUAUGCUGUGAAAAUACAAGUUAAAACAGAUAAAACAGGAGUUGUUACUGAUGGUGUUAAACAUUCAAUGAAUCCAUUUGAUGAAAUAGCUGUUGAAGAAGCUAUACGAUUAAAAGAAAAAAAAAUUGCACAAGAAAUUAUUGCUGUUUCAUGUGGACCUGCACAAUGUCAAGAAACACUUCGAACAGCUUUAGCAUUAGGUGCUGAUCGAGCUAUACAUGUUGAAAUUUCAGGCAAAGAUUAUGAAAUGUUACAACCAUUAGCUGUUUCAAAGUUAAUUUCUGCAAUUGCAAAAAAAGAAAAUGUGGAUUUAAUUCUUCUAGGAAAACAGGUUAGUUUUACAAAAUCGAAAUAA